AGAGGCCAAUUAAAAGGGGCACAAGGCGGGAAGAGAGCGAGAACCGUGCGCCGCCAAGAACCAACUCGCGGCGGAUCUUGGAUCCUACCUAGGCAUCGAGAGGUCCCCAACCUGGGCUAGAACAUUCCCCUGCACAGGACUGCUGCUGCAUCUCAUGUGAAAGGCAGAGGAUAAGAUGAAGACUUUUCAGUGCAACAUGCAAUACUGGUUGUUUCCAGCUUUUCUGGCAAUUGCUUAUUUUUGCACCAUUGUCCAGGGUCAAGUGGCCCCACCCACAAGGUUACGAUAUAAUGUAUUAUCUCAGGACAGUAUACAGAUUUCAUGGAAGGCUCCAAGGGGGAAAUUUGGUGGAUACAAACUUCUUGUGACUCCAGCUUCAGGUGGAAAAACCAAUCAGUUGAAUCUCCAGAACACUGCAACUAAAGCAAUUAUUCAAGGUCUUAUGCCAGACCAGAAUUACACAGUUCAAAUUAUUGCGUACAAUAAAGACAAAGAAAGCAAGCCAGCCCAAGGUCAAUUCAGAAUUAAAGAUUUGGAAAAAAGAAAGGAACCAAAACCUAGAGUCAAGGUUGUGGAUAAAGGAAAUGGGAACAAACCAUCUCCACCAGAAGAAGCCCUGCAGGCUCUCUUUCAGGUCCUUUGAAGAUCUGGUCUCUCUCCGUGGCACUGUCUGCACAAGACACUCUCCCCAUCACUACACUGCUUAAAUACCUCCUCUUCCUGCAAAGCUCAAUUUGAUCAUCACUUUCUUCAACUACUCUCUUCCUUUAUACACCCUCCUACAACAACUAGCUUUCCUUCUUAGCAUUUGCCAUAGUUAUAAUUUUACAUUUACUUAUAAUUUGAAUGUCUUUUCCACUAGACUGUAAGACCCAAGAGAACAACAAUUUGUUUCUGUUCCUCAUUGACUGCUCAGUAUCUAACACUGAGUAUCUAGUAAUUUCUGAUACAUAACAAGCAUCAAAGUAAAGACUCACUGAAUGCAAAGAUGAAUAAAUGGUCUACUAAAAAUGUAAAAUACAUGAUGAAUAAAAAUAUUG
Messenger RNA from Suricata suricatta (meerkat), 1040 nucleotides. RefSeq names its product collagen alpha-1(XIV) chain-like. The transcript is spliced from 6 exons. Gene Ontology annotation, molecular function: protein binding. The record is from RefSeq and is a predicted model, not a curated record. Bases 176 to 643 code for a protein of 155 amino acids. Lineage: Eukaryota; Metazoa; Chordata; Mammalia; Carnivora; Herpestidae.